This is a messenger RNA of Arxiozyma heterogenica, 1596 nucleotides long. It is a transcript of the gene PDI1, whose product is annotated as protein disulfide isomerase PDI1. The transcript has a single exon. Bases 1 to 1596 code for a protein of 531 amino acids. Gene Ontology annotation, cellular component: endoplasmic reticulum. NCBI's taxonomy places the organism in Eukaryota, Fungi, Ascomycota, Saccharomycetes, Saccharomycetales, Saccharomycetaceae. Gene Ontology annotation, molecular function: protein disulfide isomerase activity. The record is from RefSeq and is a predicted model, not a curated record. Gene Ontology annotation, biological process: protein folding; response to endoplasmic reticulum stress.
AUGUUAUUUUCUAAAUCUGUAUUAUUUACACUGGCCACCUUGUUGGUCGAUAGUGUUCUUUCUCAACCUGGUGAUAUAUCUGCUGUUGCUCCAGAUGACUCAAAAGUUGUGAAAAUCUCUGAUGCUGAUGAAUUCGACCAGUUUGUUAAGGACAAUGACCUAUUCUUAGCAGAGUUCUUCGCUCCAUGGUGUGGUCACUGUAAAAGACUAGGUCCAGAAUACGUCAAGGCCGCAGAAACUUUAUCUGAUCUAAAUAUCCCAUUGGUUCAAUUGGAUUGUGAGGCAAACCAAGAAUUCUGCCGUGAUUUAAACAUCCCUGGCUACCCAACUCUAAAGAUCUAUAAAAACGGGUUUUCAAAGGACUAUCUCGGCGCUCGUACAAACGACUCCAUCGUCAACACAAUGAUUAAACACUCCUUGCCAGUCGUCAACCUAUUCAACUCCACAGAAAGUGUCAAGGAGUUCAUCAGAGACUCAACACUACCUGUCAUCGUCAAUUCUGACUUACAAUUGAACCAAACUUUCCACGACGUCGCUGACCAGUUGUUCGACGAUUUUGUUUUCAUCUCUUUACCAUUGAAGAACGUCUCCUCCGAAAAGACUUCAGGUCGUUUGGAAUUGUACUUGGCUGAUGCCAAAGAAAACUUCAAACCUUUCGUCUUUGAGGCUAAGCAGGACGCAGAAGACCUUCAAUCCGAGUUGGUCUCCUGGAUUAAGACCCAAUCUAUCCCAUUCUUCGGUGAUAUCAACGGUGAAACUUUCCAACAAUAUAUGGAAUCUCAAUUGCCACUGGCUUACUUCUUCUACACAUCACAAGAGGAAAGAGAGAAAUAUGUCAAGGACUUCGUUUCCUUGGCCACCAAAUAUAGAGGCCAAAUCAAUUUCGUCGGUUUGGAUUCAACUAAGUUCGGAAGACACGCCGAAAAUGUCAACAUUAAACAACAAUUCCCUGCCUUCGUUAUCCACAAUUUGACCUCCAACUUUAAAUAUGCUUUGCCUCAAUUGGCUGAGGAGGAAUUCUUGGCUCUAAAGAAACCUUACACCAUUAAAUCUAAAGAUAUCAUUAAACAUGUAGAACAAUUCCUAAAGGGUUCUUUGGAACCAACUAUCAAGUCUGAACCUGAACCAACUGAACAAGAAGCUAAUGUCUUCAAAUUGGUUGCUACCACCCACGAAAAGAUCGUUAAUGAUCCAAAGAAGGAUGUUCUUGUCAAAUACUACGCUCCAUGGUGUGGUCACUGUAAGAGAUUGGCCCCAGUCUACGAAGAAUUAGCUGAUGUCUACGCCUUUGAUAAGUCGGCUAACAAGAAGGUCCUUAUUGCAGAAGUCGACGCAACUGCCAACGAUAUUGCCUCUGUAGAUAUCGAAGGUUUCCCAACCAUCAUCCUAUAUCCAGCUGGUAAGAAUUCCGAACCUGUCACUUACAGUGGCUCUAGAACUUUAGAAUCCUUCUUGGAAUUUAUUCACGAAAACGGUGGUAACGAUGUUGAUGGUAAGGGUAUUUAUGAAAAGUAUCAAGAAGCUAAAGAAUUAGAACAAGAACAAGAAGAUGAUGAAGAUGAAACUGAAAAAACCGACGUUCACGAUGAAUUGUGA